Molecule: messenger RNA, 1188 nt
Organism: Dermacentor silvarum
Lineage: Eukaryota; Metazoa; Arthropoda; Arachnida; Ixodida; Ixodidae
Exons: 1
Coding region: 1-1188 (395 amino acids)
Molecular function (GO): zinc ion binding; nucleic acid binding
Source: RefSeq, a predicted model, not a curated record
AUGAGCUCCGACGGAGCGGCGAUAGCGGCCAAGCUCGGCCGCGGUAACAGGUUAUCGGCAAUGGAAAGCGAAUACCAGGUUGUUCUGCCCAGUUUGCCUACAGGUCGGUUCGUUUUAAAUACCGUGUUUUUGCACGCGGACGUCAAGGCUCGCCCCUACAGGGUAGAAGACUUCCGCGACGCUCUGGCCCAGUAUUCGGUGCUCCCCGAGGUAGUCGCCUUGGGGGCGUACCGUAUGAGCCAUGUGUGGGCGGUCACCUUUAAGGACGCAGAAGCGUUCAGGAAGUUGGUCAGCAUCGGUGAACUGCAAGUUAAAAGCAAGCGCUGUAUCGUCAUCGACCCGGCCAACAGGGACGUCCGAAUGAAGGUACACUGGUUGCUCCACAGUGUGCCUGACGUGGACGUGCGCCUUGCCUUCAUGCCUUUCGGUAAAGUCACCGACAUUGUCAGGGAGCGUUGGCGGGCCGAGGGAUUGACUGACAAAGGGUCUACAACGAGGCUUGUGACUCUGAAGCUGAACGCCGGAGUCAAAAUUGACGACUUGCCACACCAGCUAAGUGUGUCCGGUGAGCUCGCCCUCGUCGUUGUACCGGGCAGGGCUCCGCUCUGCCUUCGCUGCCGGGGAACGGGCCAUAUCCGUCGCGAGUGCCGCAUCCCGCGAUGUGGUGUUUGUCGGCGUUUCGGUCACGAAGACGGCCAGUGUGAGCGAACGUACGCCAGCGUGACGGGGCCUGGGGGCAGCGAGGACACCGCCGACCUGCUCAUGGACGAGGCAGACUUGGAAGAGGCGACGCCUCAGGCAAACUCCCGUGAAGCACAGCCGUCUAAACCGUCCUCUUGUCCGGAGGGCGAGCGUAACAAGCAGCAAGACGCCGUAACUUCCAAGGACCAGCACGAGCCCGCCAAAGGUGUUGACUCUGCAUCGACUGGACGGGAUACGCCAGCAGAUGUGCAGCUUCCGGUGAGCGUGACUGAAUCCGUGGAGGAGUGCAUGGAUGUUUCGCGCGACGGAGCUAGCUCGAUGGCCGGGAAGCGGGCGUAUGAGAGGAGGGUGGACAGUGAGCAACAGCGGGACGACGGUGGAGGCGGCGAGCCGCCGACAAAAACGCCAGGUGUGAGGCGCUCUCCUUAUAGACCGCGACCUAACAUUCCGGGCGAACCACUGCGGGCGGCGAAUCCGCCUCCGUAG